Molecule: messenger RNA, 792 nt
Organism: Laccaria bicolor S238N-H82
Lineage: Eukaryota; Fungi; Basidiomycota; Agaricomycetes; Agaricales; Hydnangiaceae
Exons: 3
Coding region: 1-792 (263 amino acids)
Biological process (GO): signal transduction
Cellular component (GO): nucleotide-activated protein kinase complex; nucleus; cytoplasm
Molecular function (GO): protein kinase binding
Source: RefSeq, a predicted model, not a curated record
AUGGUAACGAAGUCAACUAUUAUUCUCGUCUCCUCAUCGCUCAUCAGUAUUUUAGGCCGCAUACUGAUCCCAGCAGUGGCAUCGUCACUGGAACCUUCGACAACGUCCGUGCCUCUCACCAAGACCUCCACAGGUCUUGAGGCCACUGUCGACAUACCUUGGGGUCAGACAAUCAAGUACAAGUUUAUUGUCGAUGGACAGUGGUCUGUACUGGAAGACCAACCGACCGAGGUUGACCCAGGAGGAUAUGUCAAUAAUGUCUACACCGCACCUCCCAAGCCAAUUACUCAAGGACAACACGUUGAGGGCAUUUCUACCAACGGCAAGGGUGAGCCUGCGGAGACCGAGAGAGCUGAUUCCCUCUCUCAAGCAGCAGCUGUGACAGGACCAGGGUUUCCUCGAUUACUUGCAGAUAUAGCUAGUACCGUCAUCGCCAGAGACGGUACUUCUUCAGUCCCUGGAUAUGUGGCAUCUGGGCUUGGCGGGGUGGUAAACAGUUCUGUAGGUAUCGAUCCCAUCAACGCAGGGCAGAUCGCCAUUCCAACCUCGAAGGUGGACCCAGAGUUCGAUGCUUCAGCUUCAGCCUCUACCGUGGAUCAGGAUGUGACUGCCAGUCCCAUUUCGCCCCCGAAAUCAAGUACAGACUACAUACCGUCACCAGCUGCGUCUCUUGUGCCAAUCGCGACUGUUCAAGCAGACGCCUUGGAGAACAACAUCAUUACGUCAUCUUCCUCCUCAGACUUCAUCUGCAAAUCACAUAGUGACUACAGAGGUCUCCGUAGCGCCUGGUAG